Centruroides sculpturatus (bark scorpion) is the source of this 1472-nucleotide messenger RNA. RefSeq lists its product as uncharacterized. The record is from RefSeq and is a predicted model, not a curated record. Gene Ontology annotation, molecular function: protein binding. Lineage: Eukaryota; Metazoa; Arthropoda; Arachnida; Scorpiones; Buthidae. Bases 307 to 1464 code for a protein of 385 amino acids. The transcript has a single exon.
GAUUUUGUGUGUGAUGUUUGUUGAUUCUUUGUGAUUUUUGAGUUAAUUUUGAAUGAUUUAAUUUAUGUUACACAAGAAGUAAGUCAGUCUGUCAUUAAAUAUUCAUCUUGACUCAUAAGAACCUAUUUAUAGUAUUUCGUAUAAAACACAAUCCAUUUUUAUAACUAUUUGAAGAUGGUUUUACAUAUAAACCUAAACACACAGUGAAUAUUCACUUUUUAGAGGAAGUUUGAUAAAUAUUUUGAAGAAAUAAAAUUAUAAUUUGCUAUUUAUUAUAAAUAUUAAUUCUCAUUUUAUCUGUAAAGUAUGCAAUGCAAUUUGUCAUUAAAUGAUUUUCCAGAACCAAUUCUACUAAGAAUAAUGUCUUAUCUUUCUCCUUUCUCUAAAUAUAAAUUGGCUCUGACAAGUGUAAGAAUGUAUUCUUUAUUUCAGUCUCCACAUACAUGGAGAGCAAUUAAACUGGUUAUUAUUAAUGAACAAAUUGAACUACCUCUGAAUUGUGUUAAACUCUAUGGAAGAUAUUUCUGGAAUGUCUCUUUAGAUAUAUACCUAUCAGAAGAAACUUCAAACAGUAUUAUUCAAGUGUUAACAUUAUUGUCAAGUUUAUGUAAUUUGAAAGGUAUAACUGUUAACUGCAUUGGGAAAAGUACAUCAUUUAUUCCAAAAAAAGAAAUAAUGUGCCAUUUGAAAUGUCUUUUAUGCCAUAUUUCUAACAUAUCUGCUUUAAAAUAUAUAAAUAUUACUCAUUUUUCAUUACCUUUAGAUGAUUCAUUUUUGAAUCAUUCUCAUAAUUCUAAUCUACAAUUUCUAUACUUGCAAAAUAAUUUAAUAAUGAAUAAUUUUUCUCCAAUUAAAAUUCUUUCCGUUGUCAACAAUUGUCGUCAAUUAAGAAUAAUCUCUGUUCCACUUGCAAGCUUAUCCGAAAAAAUAAUCCUUGCUUUUACUGAAAGUAACAGAAUAUCUUUAAGUAAAUUAUGCAUUACUAUAUCGGGAACAGAUAUUGUUGAAAAUAAGAAUUAUGCUGCUGUUUUCAGUUCUGAUCUGUGGACAGUUGUUAUUAGGCAGUUACCAUGCUUAACUGUUAGUUUACAUAUUUAUGAAUCUUGUCCCUUUUUAGUAAUUGAAAGGGUAUUAAUUUCAGAAAUUCCAUAUUCUGAAAUUAGAUUAGAAACAUUUACAUCUCUUUGGAAAGAAGUGAUUGUUAUAUCAAAUCUUUAUCAUCAAACUUUGCAAAAAUUAAUACUUCAUCCAAGUUCAAGCAGCCAAGAUCUGGAUAAUGCUUUAUUACAUAUGUCUGAGAAAUGUAAAAAACUUUAUGCUCUUCAUGUGUUUGAUCUAUUGAAUCCAGAAACAAUUCAGACUAUUUUAGAUAAAUAUCCACAAAUGAAAAAAAGAGAAACAUAUACUUUAAGAUCAUCAAGAGGAGAAGGACCUUGGUCUUCUGAGCAACUGUUAGAAAAAUAAUAUCUAAA